UAACAAAAUAAUUCUAAGGAUAUUGGAGUUCUGAAGUCUUUUAGUGUGCUAUUGUAUCUACCAAAAAUGCAAUAUUACUUUUUACAAGGUACAUCGACAUUAUCCCAUUUAGGCUGUUUUUCAUGCAUAGCUUAUUCAAAUGCGUUUAAUAUUAUACAUUUAUUUAAAGGAAGUGUGACAAUGGCAUUUGGAGUGGUAUCACUAUUGUAGCACAUUUUAGUGUUGCUAACUGCAUGCAACCUUUGUAAAUUGAGUAAUUUAGAUUUUUCUCGUAAUUGGUUAGAUUGGUGCAUAGAAAAUAACAUUUCUCACCAAUUUGAACCCACAAAUUAGUUAAAAAAUAUCUAAACGUAUAAAUUCAAUUCCUCAUAAAAUUUUUUUUCAAAGCAGUUUAAAAAAGGAUACCAGUCAGGUCUGUGCUUCAUCAUUCUCGAGGGAUGACGACCUAGUCAAUUUCUGGUAGACUCUAGCUUCAACCUAAACCAAUAAUGUGCGCUUAAAACUAUAACAAUGAGUGUUGCCUGUACAGUGAAGGGUUACCCUAUUUCACACCAAUUUCCCAAGUCUGCCGAUGUUGAUUGUCAUCCUGGUAUAUUUGUUUAUACUGGUUGCACGUGUUUGCAGACGAAUUUAUUCUUCACCAUUCCUCUACAUAAAUUUGCUAUUGUAUGGGAAUCUCCGUUGUUUAGGAAGAUUUCCGCUAGGUGAACCCUAGAAACCAACCAAAACAUCAUCAUCGUACAUAUGCCUCUGUGAUUUUAUGCGUUGCCAAAAAUUGCUCGAUAUCUUAAAGCCCGCAGCUGAUUGUUCGAUGUGCGAAAACGUUUGCCGGGGUCGACCCCAAGUGAUAUGUGUUAGCGUAUACUUGAAAGCAUUUUGUCGCUAGAUCCAAAGGCAUACAGUAAUCCCUAUCUGGGAAUCACCGGUAUAAUCUGACCUAAGCUAUGGCGUUCUGUGUAAUAUCUGAGCGCAAUUUCAACCGAGUGAUUUUUCACUGCUAAGUCGAAUCAGUAAAAUUUGGGCAAAAGUUUCAUUUGAAUGAUAAAAACGACUACUAGGCAGAAAUUCACACUCGGUUUAAGUAUUAUAGUCAUCUUACAGUUAAAAGAAAAUACGUGAUUGAUCUAAAACGAGUUGAAGAAGUAUGUGUAAGUAGGUAACUAACAAGGUACACGAUUUCCAAACGAUUCCCCUUAUAAUAAACCAAUAUGUAAUAAUUAUAUAUAUUGCAGUCGGGUAGUAACUGUAGCCACCAAAUGUACUUAGAAGGAAGUUUGAAAAGAUCACGCAUUACGCUAAUGCUAUAUUCGGCAAACUGCUAACUGUGAACACUGUUUUCAACUACAUAUGAGUCAAAACUCGAGCUAAUUGCUGCGGCCAUUGCGAUUUGCAGGUAAACGCAGUUUCGCCGCUCAUCAAUAUUAAAUAUAAUGAAUGUAUUUAUAUUGCCUCUGACGAGGACAUUUACAACGAGUUGCCGAAGGACGGCUAAGCCAGGUUAUUUUUUACACAAGCUGAUAGAGCGCGAAAAAAAUAUCGAAAACAAGAUUGUGGAGCAGGAAAACAAUAAACUUACCACAGUUAAGAGAUUGCCGCCUGAAGCGAAUAGGCGUCAACGGGUUCUGAACGCGCUGUACAUGGAAACAAUUACGGGCGUGCUUGCUUCCGAAUUUGGAGAGCGCCUAUCAGGUUAUGGGAUUACGGUGAUUGAAGUUAGGAUUAAUUUUGAGCUCACUAUUGUUAACGUUUAUUGGAUAUGCGAAAGCGACGUAUGUACAGAGAGCGGCACUGUCGAAGUUGCAGAAGCCGCUGCGACGCUAAAGGAAAUUGCGCCGCAGAUUCGAGCAGAGCUAACCGCCGUGCGACAUAUGGGCGUGAUUCCAAAGAUCCAAUUUAUCCGUUACACUGGCUUAGACAAAGGAAAAGAUGUGAUUUCGAUACUGAAGGGAUUACGAGCUGCUGGCGAGGUAGAAGGUGUACAACCGGCAGUUCCUGUACAAGACAAUAUCUCUGACGUGUAUGGCCUUGACCGUACAAAAAUUCUUCAAGAGCUGAAAACGAAAUGUGCUUUUGCCGACGUUGAUUUAGCUGGUCGUGUAAACGUUGACAUAGAUCUUCAAAAGACAAUUUUGAAAAAGCUUCAAAUGAAAAGAGUCCAAAGAAAGAAGGAAAACGUCCUUUCGACGAAGGAAAGGGCGCGACUGGAGAGAGAGGUAUACGAAGAGGUGUUUCUUAAGCGUUGAAUAACUUAUAAGGCGUAUACGUUUAUAGAAAAA
This is a messenger RNA of Varroa destructor (honeybee mite), 2276 nucleotides long. RefSeq lists its product as uncharacterized. The record is from RefSeq and is a predicted model, not a curated record. Gene Ontology annotation, biological process: rRNA processing. NCBI's taxonomy places the organism in Eukaryota, Metazoa, Arthropoda, Arachnida, Mesostigmata, Varroidae.